AGCUUUCGUUCUGCGAUGGAAUUUUUCCGACGAUUUCUUGGUACCGAGUCAGAGGCGAUUAUCGUUACUAUUCUGUUUUCAGGUCAUCCGAACGUCAAGUGCUACUUUGGCCACGGCGGUCUUCUCGGCUUGACAGAGGGUGUUUACAAUGGUGUACCGAUGGUAUUGAUGCCCUUGUAUGGGGACCAACAUCAGAAUUCGUACACGGCUCAGGCUAGGGGCGUCGCUCAAGUCCUGAGAUACCCGGACUUGAACGAACAGAGUCUGAGACAUGCGUUGGACGAAGCUUUCAACAAUACCAGAUAUCGGGAUAACGCCAAAAAGCUAUCGAGAGCAUUCAAAGAUCGGCCCGCAACACCGUUGGAAACGGCGAUCUGGUGGGUAGAGUACGUCGCCCGAGGCGAUAGUGUAACAUACUUGAAAAACGAGGCUGCGCGUAUGCCGUGGUACCAGCGCAAUCUCAUCGAUGUAGGCGUCUUUCUGGUCGCGGUUGUGUCACUCUCCCUCUACGCGACUUACAAAGUGGCCAAGCACCUUUUGUGCAAGGGAAACAAGACCAAAGGCAACCGCGAUCGAACAGCGUCGAAGAAAAGAGAUUGACGAAGACGAUUAUAAUCUUAGAGUAUGGAAACAAAACACCUGGUUCACCUGAUAUCCUUGUCGCAACUAACGUUUGGAGAAGCCAAUUAUCGGACGCAGUUUUGAAAAUUCGACACGCCACGGACGUUGUCCUUUAAGCAACCGUGCUCCGAAACAAUCGGAUCGAUUCCAUUUCAAACGGAAUUUCGACGACCAAGUUGCGCGCCGACAAUAGCCAAUCAAGAGACGUUUUAUUCGGUUCCCCGUCGGAAAGGAAACUUGAUCGCAACGGCUGGGUGUGGUGCGAGGAGUUGAAACGAACGGCCGCGAUAAAUUAAAUCAUCAGCGCCUGGGGAUGGGCGGCGCGUUCGUAAUCCUGAUUACAGAACUCGGGACGAAAGUCCCUGGCAAUUCUCGCGGAUGCUCGUUCCCAUUUGCCUGUUUCGCGCUCGAAGAACUCCCCGUGCUCGGCACGAGACGGGACAGGACGAAAGACAGACAGUGUCGUUGAGAAAAAAGGAAGGGAAACGAAGAAAGCGUCAACGAGGUGCGCUUGGGAAAACCAGAGAAAGAGAGAGAGAGAGAGAGAGAUAGAGAGAGUAAACCAGCUUUGCGGGCAUUACUCGGUAUUUCCCAGGUGGCCGAGUCACCGACUGCGUCAACUGGCUUCUGCUGGCAACAACGACGAAGAGAACAACGGGAACGACGAGGCACGGUUUACUGCGACGAGGGGGGUUGCGUUGGUUGUAGCUGCCUUCGCGGUCGGGGGGUAACGGUUCCGAGGAGCCGACUGUGUACUCGAAUUCACUCCGAGCCAGCGACUCGAAGACGAAAGAGGACGACGCAGACGUCUACGACGACGCUAACAACCAGUGACGCACCCAGGGAGCAGAUGCACCCCCUUCUGAAAUUCACCGUUUUUCAACCAUUCCGAUUCUCGUAGGCUCGAUUCGCGGGUAGUCGAUCGCCAACCGGUUGUCAUAGUCGAAACGAUAUCGAUGCCACGAUAUCAUCGACGAUCGAAUCAAACGAGUUUGACAUAUUAUCUAUCGAACGUUCGUUGCACCUCUGGUUAAAUUUGUGGGUGCGUUACUGCCGCCGUCGACGACGACAACAAAGACGGAUCGCACCUGUCGUCGUCGGAUUAAAUGCGCGAGGAUGCUUCCCGUUGGUCGCCCAUCCCGCUUCUCGUGCUUCGGGCCCCUUCGCCUGUGGAUUCUCGCAUCGGUGCACCGAUCCGCGUGAGAAACGAUGGCGGCUCAUAAAGAUACAAGCGAAACGAUAAACGCGAACGACGCGUCGCGGUUGAUCGCCUUUGGCACGGCUAUCGGCGAAUCGUCUGUCGUCGAACUCUCUUUAGCCGUGGUAUUCCGAUCCGAUGUCUCGCGAUAUUCGAGCAAUUCGAAGAUUGAAUACCCGUUCGGGAGAAUCGAAAUGCAUCCAAGAGUAAGGCAGUCGAUAUCCACGUUAAGAUUCCUGUACGCCCGAGUAAUUGCGAUCCGUGCAAAACAGCCACGGUUCCGCUAAACAUGUUUCCAAUCGAACCGUGAAGUUGAUUUCGUUUCAACUACAGUCCCCGAACGAACGAUUCGCAGCCGUUUCGACUACGAUUUUCUUUCCUUUUCUCGCCGCCACCGCGACUCCCGACGUCUCCCGGAACACUGACGUGAUAAAAUAUAAAAUAUAAUCGCGGAAUAAAAUAAUUUAUCGACGCGAAACGGCCAAGUUUCGCGAGUACUGGCGGGCUACGUGACCGCGUUAUCACCGUACCCGGGAGAUUUUCAAUUACUCUCGCCCAGUGUGUACACAGAUAAAUCUUUUCAAAGUUUUCUACGCUAAUGUUGCGCCGAGGUGAAAUAUUAAAGCAUUCGCUCCUGAAGCUGGUGCAUUAAAAUAUCUUUAAAAAAUUUAUACGGCAUUAAGAUGCGGCGAAUAAACCGUACAUGUUUAAUAUGUAGUUUAUUUUUGGAGAAACGUCGUUUCAGUGUACGAAUAGGAAGAAAAUAGCUCAGCUGGUUCAUUUCGCAACGAAGUCCGAGCCGGUUCGAUACGAUACAUCGCAUGCGUUAUUAUUUAGCGAUGCCGAGAAUGAUCCAGCGCUGGGAAAGUUCGACGAGAUGACUUAAAAGGUAACUUACCUCCAACGGUCUCCUCGGACGGACAGGCAGCUUUUUAAAAAGCAUUUCGCGGCCCCGGUGAGAGAACGGGGAAUGGAAGAGAGAGAGAGAGAGAGAGAGUGCGAGCAGCCAGAGGAGGGACGUACUUCCGGCGAUACGGCAGUUUUUUCUCAACUUAAUGGAAUGUAAAGUUCCCGAUUAAAUUGCGUCUUUAAGCGAUCCUCGCUGGCGAGAUAUUUUUUGUGAAAAUACAGCCAAAGUAACGGAGAAA
Molecule: messenger RNA, 2967 nt
Organism: Hylaeus anthracinus
Lineage: Eukaryota; Metazoa; Arthropoda; Insecta; Hymenoptera; Colletidae
Product: UDP-glycosyltransferase UGT5-like
Exons: 2
Coding region: 16-600 (194 amino acids)
Molecular function (GO): UDP-glycosyltransferase activity
Source: RefSeq, a predicted model, not a curated record